Molecule: messenger RNA, 327 nt
Organism: Aspergillus ruber CBS 135680
Lineage: Eukaryota; Fungi; Ascomycota; Eurotiomycetes; Eurotiales; Aspergillaceae
Product: acetyl-CoA synthetase-like protein
Exons: 1
Biological process (GO): amino acid activation for nonribosomal peptide biosynthetic process; secondary metabolite biosynthetic process
Cellular component (GO): cytoplasm
Molecular function (GO): phosphopantetheine binding
Source: RefSeq, a predicted model, not a curated record
CAAAUCAGUGAAUGGAAUGCGACAGUACCCAAGACCUUGAGAGCAUGCAUGCACGAGCUUAUCGACGAAACAGCAAAGCGCUAUCCGGAUAGAACGGCGCUUCAAUGCUCGGAUGGCUCUGUAUCAUAUAAGGAAUUGGCGGACUAUACCUCGCGGCUUGGGAGUUUCUUGAUCUUUCAGAAUGUCGGGCCAGAAGUACUAGUCCUUGUGUGCUUCGACAAGUCGCUCUGGGCUGUCGUCUCGAUGCUGGGUGUGCGAAAGGCCAGUAGCGCAUUUGUGUGCAUCGACCCAGCGCAACCGAUUGAUCGGCUGAAAGCGAUCAUUUGA